AUGGGCUUCCCCUAUGACGGCGAGGAUCGCAGGCCUUCCAUCGCUAGCGCCACUACUGUGUCCUCGUCUGGUUCAAAGUCAAGCCUGGGGGGUAGGUACAAAAAGAAGCUGCAAGGCUUCUUCGGCGAGGAGUAUCCGACCCCGGGCGGUAGAGAGUUGAGCAGACAUAACUCGGAGACGAGCUCUCUCCAAGGAGGCGCUCUGCCAUCGUUUGCGCCUGGAGCUGGACCGAGGAAUAGGAAUAAUUCUGUGAACGAUGGGUCAUUGCGCAGUGGACCUCCGAGCCCAACAAGCUCUAGGCCGAGGACGCCCGCACCAGGUCCCGGUCCGAGUAGCGAGGUCACGCCAUGGAUAUAUCAGGAUGUGCAGGAUCGAGCACCAGAAUCGUUCUUCCCCGAGCAGAACAAUAACCGAGCACCCAAGCAUUCCGUCUCGACACAUCAUCGAUUACACUUACCCGGUCACCGACACAACCGUAGCACCGAGGAGAAACCCAGCAUCAGCCAUGGGUAUCCGCUGCGGCCAACGACGAGUCGAGAACAAUCGUUCAGUGCGGCAGCCAGAACCAACUUCGAAACCGCGCAGACCACCACCUCGGCCACAAAUCUGCCAACCACAAGCGCCACACUGGGUAAGACGCGCGCUGAUACCAAGUCCAUUGCCAAGCCCUCGAAAGCAACCAUUCGCACGGAAGCCAUCAAUAAUGCUGCUGCGUCGUCUACUAACAACAUCGCGGCGAUGUCUGCUCCUCGUAAGGAAUCACGCUUGCCCUUCAAAACGAAGCGCACCGAGACUGCGUCAGAUCUGCGUGCUAGGGAUCCCAAUGCGCGCACGCCGGAGGCCGAAGGCUCUGCAAACGUUUGGCAUCUUGACACGGAUAUGUCACAAAUGGAGGGCAUUGUUGAUCACCGACAACCACUCAUGACGCCGCCGAGUGGAGAAAUAUAUACCGGAUGGCCUGGCGAACAACCAGUCGCGAAACAACUUCAGCCGCAAGCUGGAGAUGACAGUGGCGGGACGUGGGACGCGCCUGAUUCAUGGGCCGUGAAGCGUAUGCCGGAUGUGAAUCAGGAACGUCUCACGGAGCUCGACGACAAUGGCAAUGUGCAGCGGGAUGAGGACCCGGGACCUAUGUUCUUCAUGCGGAUAUUCAGGGCAGACAGCACCUUUGCCGUCAUCUCUGCGAGCUUGAACACCACCGCUGCGGAGUUGAUCAGCAUGAUGGCGAAGAAAACAUUUUUACAGGAUGAGUUGGAUAAUUACCAAAUCGUCAUGCGAAAGCAGGACACAAGUCGACAACUGCAGCAAGGAGAGAGACCAUUGGUGCUACAGAAGCGGCUUCUUGAGAUGGCCGGCUACGAGUCGAAUGACCGGCUUGAGGAUUUAGGGCGCGAAGAUCAUGGCUACCUAUGCCGCUUUACCUUCUUACCAGCCAAGAUGAGCGGCUACUCAUCUCUCGAGCGGGAUCCAGGCUUCAACAAGCUACAGCGGUUCAAUCACAUUGACCUUGCUGGGCGGAAUCUGGUGACCAUACCGAUCGCGCUGUAUCAGAAAGCGACUGAGAUCAACACGCUCAAUCUUUCGCGAAAUCCAACACUCGACAUACCGAAAGAUUUCGUGCAGAGCUGUACCAACCUGCGCGAGAUCCGGUACACCUCCAACGAGGCCUGGCGCAUCCCACCGAGUCUACCGUUGGCGGGAAAGCUGACGAUGCUCGAUGUCUCCAACAAUCGACUUGAACAGCUCGAUCAUGCCGAACUCUGGCGCGUGAGUGGGCUUGUGAGUCUAAAACUGAGCAACAACAAGCUCAUGAGCGUGCCAUUAUACUUUGGCCAAUUCCACGCGCUGCGUAGUCUAAACCUGAGCUCCAACUCGCUAACCGAAUUCCCGGACGCGUUAAGAGAACUCACUACAUUGGAAGAUCUAGAUGUCAGCUUCAACUCUAUCUCAGCGCUAGGGAAUAUAGGUGCGCUAACGAACUUGGGACGCUUGUGGGCGACGAACAACAAGCUCUCUGGACCCUUUGACGAAUCGCUGAAAGCGCUUGUCAACCUCAAGGAGAUUGAUGCGCGCUUCAAUGCCAUCAGCAACAUCGAUGUGGUAUCGCAGCUGCCACGACUGGAACAAUUGAUGUUGGGACAUAAUUCCAUCUCGCAGUUUGAAGGGUCAUUUACACGACUGAAGAAUCUCUUCCUCAAUCACAAUCCGGUGACAAACUUUGACCUCAACGCGCCGGUACCGACACUGAGCGUGCUGAACCUGGCAAGUGCGAAGUUGGCUCGCUUGCCGGACGCGCUGUUCAUUAAGAUGCCGAACUUGACGAAGCUGACAAUCAGCAAGAACCACUUUGUGAAUCUCAGCCCGAACUUUGGUUUGCUCAGUAAGCUGGAGUAUCUGAGUCUAGCGAAGAACGAGUUGAGCCGGCUGCCGGCGGAGAUUGGACGGCUUACUGAGCUACGAUAUCUAGACGUGCGGGAAAAUAAUCUGGGUGUGUUACCGCCCGAGAUUUGGUACGCCAGGCGUCUGGAGACACUGAAUGUUUCCUCGAACGUGUUGUCCGACUUUCCGAAGCCGGGUGCACCCUUACCGCCGCUGCAGGAUGUGGCCAGUACGCCAGGCACUGCAGCACCUACCCUGGCCACCAGUCCAGAAUUCGAGGAACUCGGCAGGCUUGAAGACUUCCAAGCGCGAAGGCCAAGUCAGGCGAGUGGUAUGCUUUCCGUCUCAUCUUCUCCCGGUACGGUGAGUCGGAAGGGCUCAGUGGUGUCAUACAGCUCAAGCAAGCCAAGUAUGGUCGCCCGGCAAAGCACCGCUAGUUCCACCGGGACCAUUACACCUACAAGCCGGAAGGACUCGACGUUGAGCAGUAGACUUGCGACAACGUUUGCGACGAGUCUGCGGCACCUCUUCCUUGCGGACAACCGGCUUGAGGACGAUGUGUUCAAUGAGCUUGUACUCUUACCUGAGCUGAGGAUCUUGAACUUGUCAUACAAUCAGCUCUAUGACAUUCCACCGAGAACGAUCAAGCGGUGGACACACCUCACUGAGUUAUACUUAUCCGGCAACGACCUUACCAGCCUGCCGAGCGAGGACUUGGAGGAAGGUAGCAGUCUGAAGGUUCUGCAUAUCAACAACAAUAAGUUUCAGGUCCUGCCCGCCGAGUUGGGCAAGGUGCAGAAACUGGCUAUUCUGGAUGUGGGGAGCAACAUGCUCAAGUACAAUGUCUCCAACUGGCCGUACGAUUGGAAUUGGAAUUGGAACCAUCAGCUUCGGUAUCUCAACCUUUCUGGGAACAGACGGCUGGAGAUCAAGCCAAGUCCGCAAACAUUGAGUGGCAGAGAGGCGCGCGAUCUCACAGACUUCUCGUCGCUCAUCAACUUGCGCAUUCUCGGGUUGAUGGACGUCACGCUUACGAUCCCCAACAUGCCUGACCAGUCACCGGAUCGGAGAGUACGAACUGCCGGCAGUAUUAUCGGUACGAGUAUGCCGUAUGGUAUGGCGGAUACCCUUGGGCGGAACGAGCAUCUGUCCACGCUUGAUAUGGUUGUGCCGCGGUUUCAGGGCCACGAAGAUGAGACCCUCAUUGGCCUCUUUGACGGACAAAGUCUAACUACAGGAGGCAGCAGGGUGGCCAAGUAUCUGCAUGACAAAUUCAAGCACCACUUUAUUGAGGAACUGGACCGACUUAGGCAGGGCGAGACGCCAGCCGAUGCCCUCCGGCGGACGUAUCUCGGCCUGAACAAAGAGCUCGCGACAGCCGCAACGCAGGCGCUGGAUGCGAGGGAGCACCCAAGCAGUGCGCUUGUGCACCGAGGUAGUGUCUCCGGGCCUACACUUGAGGAAGAAGAUCUCAAUUCUGGCUGCGUCGCCGCCGUCAUGUAUCUGCACGGCAUGGAGCUGUACGUGAGCAAUGUCGGUGACGCUCAGGCCCUGUUAAUUCAGUCCGAGGGCGGGCACAGAGUUAUGACAAGGAAGCACGACCCUGCAGAGACUACGGAGCGAGCCCGCAUUCGGGAGGCCGGGGGUUUCGUCUCUCGGCAGGGCAAGCUGAACGAUCAGCUUGACAUUUCGAGAGCGUUUGGGUACGUGCAGCUGACACCUUGCCUUAUUGCGGCCCCGUACGUCUGCAAGGUCGAUAUUAAGGAAUCCGACGAGUUGAUUCUGCUGGCUUCGCGUGAAUUGUGGGAUUAUCUCACCCCAGACUUUGCGGUCGACGUAGCGCGACAGGAACGGGGCGAUGCAAUGCGUGCUGCGCAGAAGCUGCGUGAUCUCGCCAUCGCUUUCGGCGCUACGGGCAAGAUUAUGGUGAUGAUUGUCGGCGUUUCGGACUUGCGAAAACGUGAACGGGCACGAUAUCGGACACAGAGCAUGAGUAUGGGACCGUCCGGCUCACCGGACGACUACUUCAGCACUGUCGCUCGGAAGCCGAACAGACGACGUGAUGCUGUCGGAGACUCGAAGCUCGCACGACUGGAUCAGGAAGUCGAAGCGCCAACCGGCGACGUAACGCUUGUCUUCACAGAUAUCAAGAAUAGCACGAUCCUGUGGGAGACGUAUCCGAUCGCAAUGCAAUCUGCCAUCAAGAUGCACAACGAAGUUAUGCGACGACAUCUCAGGAUCAUCGGCGGUUACGAGGUGAAGACUGAGGGCGAUGCUUUCAUGGUCGCCUUCCCUACAGUCACAAGCGCGUUGCUGUGGUGCUUCACCAUUCAGAGCGCGCUGCUAGAGGUUCCGUGGCCGCAAGAGAUCUUGUCGAGCGUGCAUGGCGAGGAGGUGUGCGACGCAGACGGCAAUGUCAUCUUCCGCGGCUUGAGCGUGCGUAUGGGUAUUCACUGGGGUCGACCGGUAUGCGAGAUUGACCCUGUAACGAAGCGCAUGGAUUACUUUGGCCAGAUGGUCAAUCGCGCAGCGCGUAUUGAAGGCGUGGCAGACGGUGGCCAGAUCUGCGUGUCAUCGGACUUUAUUCGCGAGGUGCAACGAAUGCUCGAAAGCCACAUCGAAAGCGACAGGUCGGGUUCCACUGGCUCCGAGGAGACACUCAGCGAUGACUUGAUGAGCCAGGCAAUCCGCCGCGAGCUCCGUUCACUCAGCAGCCAGGGGUUUGAAGUUAAGGAUCUUGGUCAACGGACGCUCAAAGGUCUCGAAAACCCAGAGUACAUUUACCUCAUGUACCCGCAUUCGCUGGCGUCUCGCCUCGUGGUGCAGCAACAGAAGGCUGAAGCGGAGUCGCGGGCACAGGUUGAGCGCCAAAAUCAUGCGGCGAAGGCGAAGAACAGGGAUCUGACCGUGGACACGCAGAAUGUGUGGGAUCUGUGGAAUGUUAGUCUGCGGCUGGAGAUGCUGUGCAGCUCCAUGGAAAGCACAGGCCAGUCGAGAUUGAAGCCACCGGAGACGGCGCUUUUGGAGAAAAUGAAGCAAAGGGAAGGCGAGGUGACUGAUCGGUUCUUGGUGAACUUCGUUGAGCAUCAGAUCAGUAGGAUUGAGACCUGCAUCACCACCCUCGCCAUCCGCAAUAUGAUGCGGCCAUUCAAGGACGGUAUGCUUGCCCAAGCCUGCCCCAUGUCCGACAUUCUGAGCGAAAUGACAACGCAGCUGGAGGAGUUGAGAAUGAUGAAAGAGCAGGCCGACUUCGACAUUGCACCUGCGUAG
Messenger RNA from Baudoinia panamericana UAMH 10762, 5649 nucleotides. RefSeq lists its product as uncharacterized. Gene Ontology annotation, molecular function: protein binding; magnesium ion binding; adenylate cyclase activity. The transcript has 4 exons. The record is from RefSeq and is a predicted model, not a curated record. Gene Ontology annotation, biological process: cAMP biosynthetic process; intracellular signal transduction. Lineage: Eukaryota; Fungi; Ascomycota; Dothideomycetes; Mycosphaerellales; Teratosphaeriaceae. The coding region runs from base 1 to 5649 and encodes 1882 amino acids.